Fomitiporia mediterranea MF3/22 is the source of this 3826-nucleotide messenger RNA. Its product is annotated as carbamoyl-phosphate synthase. The record is from RefSeq and is a predicted model, not a curated record. Gene Ontology annotation, molecular function: dihydroorotase activity; ATP binding; aspartate carbamoyltransferase activity. The transcript has 5 exons. Lineage: Eukaryota; Fungi; Basidiomycota; Agaricomycetes; Hymenochaetales; Hymenochaetaceae. Gene Ontology annotation, cellular component: cytosol; cytoplasm. The coding region runs from base 99 to 3605 and encodes 1168 amino acids. Gene Ontology annotation, biological process: UTP biosynthetic process; 'de novo' pyrimidine nucleobase biosynthetic process; L-citrulline biosynthetic process.
CAAGAAGUGACUCGAUUGUAGCUACUAGCUUCCUUUCACUAAGGUCCAGGCUCCUCGAGCUCGUUGCCCGUCCGCUCCUGCAGGGCUUGGUAAAAGAAAUGGCGUCAAUACGCCCACUAACGACGAAAGCCCCAUACACUAAGCUUGCAGUGGGAGGUGUUCGGACGUUUCACCAAUGCUGUAUUGCGCGAUACAAUUCUGGUGGUGCUUUCGCGCCGACAGCUUCACGUCGGGCAGUGGCAGCUCCCGCUGUAGGCUCUCAUACACCAAAGGAAGGCGAACAUGUCUUAAACUCCCCUUCCGAGCUUGCACGAAGGAUCUCCGCCAAGGUCCUUCCAAAGCUCCCGCGUCCGGACGUUCGGAAGGUGCUCAUCGUUGGUUCUGGUGGCCUGUCUAUCGGUCAAGCAGGAGAGUUCGACUAUUCUGGUUCUCAAGCUCUCAAAGCUCUGCGUGAAGAAGGCAUUGAAGCGGUUUUGAUUAAUCCGAAUAUCGCUACUUGGCAAACAUCUCACCAACUCGCGUCUGAAGUGUACUUCUUGCCGAUUACGACGGAUUAUGUUGCGUAUGUUCUGGAGAAGGAACGACCUGAUGGAGUGUUAUUGACUUUCGGUGGGCAGAGUGCACUGAAUGUUGGGAUCCAAUUGGACAGGAUGGGAGUAUUAGAGAGACUGGGAGUAAAAGUUUUAGGGACCCCGAUCAGGACUUUGGAAAUCAGCGAGGAUCGGGACUUGUUCGUUCAAGCAUUAAAGGAAAUUGAUAUUCCAGUUGCGCAAUCGACAGCUGUCUCUUCAGUCAACGCAGCACUCGAGGCUGCUGAAAAAAUUGGAUACCCCGUCAUUCUCCGUUCGGCAUUCACACUCGGCGGCCUUGGUUCAGGUUUCGCGAACAAUGCAGACGAGCUGCGGGAUCUAUCCGCAAAGAGUCUCAGUCUUAGCCCACAAGUACUAAUUGAACGGAGUAUGAAAGGCUGGAAGGAACUCGAAUACGAAGUCGUCCGUGACGGAGCGGAUAACACUAUUAUCUGCUGUAACAUGGAAAACUUCGAUCCACUGGGUACGCAUACGGGUGAUUCGAUCGUUGUUGCGCCUUCACAGACGUUACCGGAUGAUGAAUAUCAUAUGCUUCGGUCUGCGGCUCUCAAGACUAUUAGGCGCUUGGGUGUUGUUGGGGAAUGUAACAUCCAAUAUGCUUUACACCCAUCCGGAAAGGAAUACUGUGUCAUAGAGGUUAACGCUCGGUUAAGUCGAUCAAGUGCACUCGCGUCCAAAGCUACAGGUUAUCCGCUCGCAUACACCGCGGCGAAGAUCGCUCUCGGCUACACUCUCCCAGAAUUGCCGAACGCAGUGACGAAGACGACAACAGCAUGUUUCGAACCAUCUCUGGACUAUAUCGUGACGAAGAUACCGAAAUGGGACUUAGCCAAGUUCUCUUCUCAAGUUGACAGGAAAGUCGGCUCGGCAAUGAAGAGCGUGGGAGAAGUGAUGGCUAUCGGUCGUACCUUCGAAGAAAGUCUACAAAAGGCCAUUCGUCAAGUCGAUCCACGGUACACUGGUUUCGAGGCAUACGUACAACCGGAAGACCUCGACUAUGCACUGGCAAACCCGACAGAUACCCGACUAUUCGCAAUCGCAUAUGCAUUCUUCGCGAAACGGUACACAGUGGAGAUGAUUCACGAACUUACCAAAAUCGAUAAAUGGUUUUUAUUUAAGAUCGAGAACAUCGUGAACACCCACCAUGCAUUAAAGAACGCCGGUUCCGUCUCAGCAAUUUCGCACGAACUGAUGCAGCAAGCGAAACGUAUGGGUUUCUCAGACGUGCAGAUCGCGGACCUCGUCGGUAGUACAGAAGACAGCGUACGUACCCACCGAAAAUCUCUCGGGAUCACACCUUUCGUCAAACGAAUCGACACGCUCGCAGCAGAGUUCCCAGCACACACCAACUACCUCUAUACAACAUACAAUGCGAGUACGCAUGAUGUCGAGUUCGAUGAACACGGGACGAUGGUACUCGGAAGCGGCGUAUAUCGCAUUGGCAGCUCGGUAGAGUUCGAUUGGUGUGCGGUGACCUGCGCGCGAAAACUUAGGGAUAUGGGCAAGAGGACAAUUAUGAUUAAUUAUAACCCUGAGACUGUCUCGACGGACUUUGACGAAGCGGAUAGGCUGUAUUUCGAGGAGCUGGGCUGGGAACGAGUUAUGGAUAUUUACGAGCUUGAACAGGCUAGUGGGGCGAUUGUCAGCGUUGGAGGUCAACUUCCUCAGAAUAUCGCACUCCGGCUUAAGAACAGCGGCGUGAACGUCUUGGGAACAGACCCUGCAAUGAUCGAUACAGCGGAGGACAGGCACAAGUUCUCAUCCGUCCUUGACAAGGUCGGUGUUGACCAACCAGAGUGGGCAGAAGUCUCUUCUGUGGAAGCCGCCAAGGAGUUCGCUAAUAGAGUAAGCUACCCAGUCCUUAUCCGCCCCUCAUACGUCCUCUCCGGCGCAGCAAUGUCCAUUGUCUACUCAGAAUCUACGCUCCAACACAAACUUUCUGCGGCUGCAUCUGUCUCUCCUCUACACCCCGUCGUCAUUACGAAAUUCAUCGAUAGCGCACAGGAAAUUGACGUCGAUGCCGUAGCGCACAAGGGUAAACUGCUCGUGCACGCCGUCUCGGAGCACGUCGAGCAGGCGGGCGUGCAUUCCGGAGAUGCGACGCUCGUCCUCCCACCCCAUACCCUCUCGGGGAGCGUUGUGAAGAGGUGCAAGGAGAUUGCCCAGAAAGUUGCGCAAGCUCUACAGAUUUCUGGACCCUUUAAUAUGCAGAUUAUUAAGAAGGAUGUCGAGGGCGGGGAACCGGAGUUGAAAGUGAUUGAGUGUAACCUUCGAGCUUCACGUUCGUUCCCUUUUGUCUCGAAAGUCCUGGGGAGGAACUUCGUGGAUAUCGCCACGGCUGCCAUUACGGAUACGAACGUACCCGAACCUGUUGACCUUAUGGAUGAAAAACGAGACUACACGGCUAUCAAGGUCUCCCAAUUCUCUUGGACACGUCUGGGCGGAGCCGAUCCUUUCCUCGGCGUCGAAAUGGCGAGUACGGGCGAAAUCGCUUCUUUCGGGAAAGACGUGUACGAAGCAUACUGGGCAGCGGUACAAUCCCAAACAGGGUGGAAGAACCCACGUCCAGGGUCUGGUGUACUCAUCGGCGGGGACACAUCGAACCCAGCAAUGCAGCUCAUCGCGAAGAAGCUCUCCGAUCUCGGAUUCAAGUUAUACUGCUCCUCACCGACCGUGGAAAAUUACUUGAGUAACCCACCGUACUUGACGUGCAAGCGAAUUUUCUUCCCGACGAAAGAUAAAAGGAAGUUGAGAGAGGUGUUUGACGAGUUUGAGAUUCAGUGUGUGAUUAAUCUUGCGAGAACGAGAGCGGAGAAGGCGACGGAUGGGGAUUAUGUUGCCAGACGAAACGCAGUUGACUUCGGCCUCCCACUCCUCAACAACGCACAGUGUGCACAGCUCUAUGUCGAGGCGCUCGCGAGGAAGAUGCCCCAGGGAGGCUUGCGACCAUAUGUUGAAGGUCGGAUACCUUCAGAGGUGAACUCCUGGGCGGAGUUCGUUGGAACGCGUGUAUAAAAAUUUUGUCUCCCACUUUAACCUCUAACCUCCUGUCUUGCCUUGCUAUCGCCUGAUUCUUGCUUGUCUUUGACUUAGACGCCCAGAGUAGGUUCAUGAUACAUGAUGUCUGGUCUCACAGCACCAGCUCCCAAAAGGGUCUUUCUAUUUCUUUCUUUCUCUUACGACCCAAAUGUACACUAUUUAUUUGGUACAUUGCCAAAAUACACUUUAGAGAUUCG